Molecule: messenger RNA, 3104 nt
Organism: Callorhinchus milii (elephant shark)
Lineage: Eukaryota; Metazoa; Chordata; Chondrichthyes; Chimaeriformes; Callorhinchidae
Gene: cip2a
Product: cellular inhibitor of PP2A
Exons: 22
Coding region: 96-2831 (911 amino acids)
Molecular function (GO): protein binding
Source: RefSeq, a predicted model, not a curated record
AGCGCAGCCGGAGGCGGAGCCUGAGCCGGAGGCGGUUCAGUGUCGGUUCUGCUGAAAGGGCUUUCCUCGUUUUCCCACCGGCCACGCACGAAGAAAUGGAUUUAACUACUUGUAUGAAGUCUCUACUACUGGCUAUUAGCCAGUAUAAAAAUGUUAAAUCAGAAGUCAACGCUUCACAAGUCCAGAGACAAUUGGAUGUGAUCUAUGGAAUGAAGGCAGUGAUGGUAUUUGCAUCAAAUCAGAGUUUACCAAGUGAAUGCUUGAAUAGUCUUGUAGAGCUUAUUGCGGAUCCUAACACAACUGUGUCCCUUACUCUGAAGAUUAUUGGAUUACUUACACAAUUAGCAUCAGACAAUGAAAGCAGAGAGGCUUUGAAUACCAUAUAUAACCUCAUCAGCACACUUGCAGCAGUGGUUCAUCAUAAUAGUGCAACUCCCAGCGAGCAAGUUGUACUGCAGAGCAUGCAGCUUCUACAGAAAAUAACUUACAACACCAGAGUUUUUCAUGGCAGUGCAAAUAUUGAUGAUUUGUUUGCAUUUUUAGUCAAACAUAUUCAAGCACCAGAGGAUGAGAUAACAAUGCCAUGUUUAGGAUUAAUGGCAAAUCUUUGUCGUCACAAUGUUGCUAUUCAAGCUCAUAUCAAAUCUUUGAAUUACAUAAAAGGAUUUUACCGGACUCUGAUUAGAUUUUUAGGUCACAGCAGUUUGACUGUGGUGGUUUUUGCGCUAUCCAUACUGGCAAGUCUAACACUAAAUGAAGAGGUUGGCGAGAAGCUAUUUCAUGCCAAAAAUAUCCAUCAGACUUUUCAGCUUAUAUUUAAUAUUCUGAUUAAUGGAGAUGGAACACUGACCAGAAAGUAUACUGUUGAUCUGUUAGUGGAUCUUCUCAGAAAUCCAAAGAUUGCAGAUUAUCUUCAAAGAUAUGAAUACUUUAACUCAUGCCUGUCCCAAGUUCUAGGUCUUCUGCAUGGCAAAGACUCAGAUUCAGCAACAAAGAUCCUUGAAUUACUACUUGCUUUUUGUUCAGUGACCAGUCUCCGCCGAAUAUUAUGCCACGCAAUGUUCGGGGCUUCCUUUCAGCAAUCACUUGUAGCAACUAAACUCAAACCACAAGUUAAACCUUCAGAGCCAAUCAUUAGCCUCCUUCACUGGUCCAGUCAGCCACUGGAAAAUCCUGAGAGUUGCUCAUUGCUGGCUCUGGUACUUCUCAAAGAGUUGUUUGAGGAAGUGGUAGAUUCUUCUCUUUGGACUACACUUCAGCCAUUUCUGGAGCUACUUUUGCCUGUUCUCUUGGAACAGCUUCAGAUUCCAGAACAUCCUCUUGAGGGCGGUCUUGUAAAGAAAAAAUAUGAUCGAAUUGCCAAGACUAUUGAUGUUCUGUUAGUCAUUUGUGGAGAUGAUACAAUGAAACUUCACGUUGCUAAGGUUCUGACUGUGAACAACUGUAUUUCACUUCUGGAACAUCAGUUUACACACAACAGGAUGGAAAUUGGCUAUGGGAGCAAGGUAGAUUUAGAGCUAUGCAAAACUGGCACUGAUAUUAUUUUGAAAACUCUUCAAAUUAUGAACAGAGUGAACCAAUUAGUGCCCAAUAUGGAAGCAGGUUUCUAUAAAAUUUUGCAGGACCAACGACUCAUUACGCCUUUGUCAUUUGCUUUGACUUCAGAGCACAGAGACCAUGUGCAACUUGGAUUACAGAUUUUGUUUGAGGCAGCGCCUUUACCUGAAUUUCCUGCUGUACUGCUUGGAGAAGCGAUUGCUGCAAACAAUGCCUGUAAGCAGCAACAAUUUGAACAUGUAACGAAAAAAAAUCCUGUACAGCAACAUUCAACAAACUUUAUAGCCUCUUGGAAUGGUUCUCAUCCAAAGCCUUCAAAUAAUGCCAGUGCUUCCAGAGAAAAUAUUCAUGAACUAAUUCAGAAGCUGCAGUCGGGAAUAGAGCUGAAGGAACAAGUCAAGGAUGUGAGACUUUCAGAGAUGAUGGAUGUGUAUGAACAGAAGCUGUCAUCUCUUGCAUCCAAGGAAACUCGCUUACAGGACCUGUUGGAAGCUAAGGCACUGGCACUCGCACAGGCUGAUCGUCUGAUUGCCCAAUACCGCUGUCAGAGAGCCCAUGCAGAAGCAGAGGCACGGCAACUGGCUUCACUUCUGAUGGAUGCAGAGAGAAAAAAUGAAGAACUCGAUGGAGUACUGAAGACCCAACUGAUGGAGACUGAAUGUGCCAAAAGCGAUAUGGAGCAACUUUUCCAGGACAAUCGUAAAUUACAGACUGUUGCGGAAGAACAUGAAUCUUUAAAAGUUGAAUCAGUGUAUCGGGCUCAAAGACUUGAGACUGUUGAAAGACAGCUAAAAGAACUUCAGACUGAACACAGCUCUUUAAACAAACAAACCGAAACGCUUAAGAAACGUCAUGAUUCCCUUAAACAACAGAAUGACAAAUGUAUUCUUCAAAUGAAAGAGUUUGAAGGGCAGAGGAAUGAAUUAUGCAAGCAGAUACAGGAAAAGGACAACAAAACAUUAGGUUUGCAACAAAAGAUCAAGGCACAAGAGGAAAAGGCAAAAAAGAUGGAGAAAGAAAAAAAUGACAUGGAAGAAACUAUUGACAUUCUUAGAAAAGAACUGAGUAAGACAGAAUUAACAAGAAAAGAGCUCAGCAUUAAGGUUUCGUCCUUAGAGGUACAGAAGAUACAGUUGGAGGGACGUUUGAAAGAAAAGGAAGCUCUUCUUAAAGUUCAAGAGGAGGAACUUGGCAAGCACUCACAUAUGAUAGCAAUGAUUCACAGUCUGAGUGGUGGCAAAGUACAAACAAAUACUGUAAAUCUCAACUUGUAGCCUUUGCUUUUAUGAUAUUUCAAUCUAAUUAUUCAUAGAAAUAGAAUUGAUUUUGCCUUGCAGUUAGCAGACCUAAUACCCUAUACUCUGUGGGAUUGGAACUACAUAUUUAUUCUCAGUGAAAUAUUUGUAGCCAGUUCCCUAAUGGUCUUGUGGGAAAAAGAACCUCCUAACAUAUAAGUAAACAUACAGGUCAGAAGAGAGAUUAAUUCAAAUUCUGGUUUCUGCUUUUUUUUUGGUCAGCCAGGCGUCUGACACAUAUGGAAACCCAUC